Sus scrofa (pig) is the source of this 2964-nucleotide messenger RNA. RefSeq names its product H2B clustered histone 18 (gene H2BC18). Gene Ontology annotation, cellular component: nucleosome. Lineage: Eukaryota; Metazoa; Chordata; Mammalia; Artiodactyla; Suidae. Gene Ontology annotation, molecular function: structural constituent of chromatin; DNA binding; protein heterodimerization activity. The record is from RefSeq and is a predicted model, not a curated record.
CUGGUGGGGCUGUUUGAAGACACGAACCUGUGUGCCAUCCACGCCAAGCGCGUGACCAUCAUGCCCAAAGACAUCCAGCUGGCCCGCCGCAUCCGCGGGGAGCGGGCUUAAGGCAUUUUUUUUUUACGUAGACUAUCUUAAAGGCUCUUUUCAGAGCCACUCACCUUUUCAAAAGGAGCAGUUGUACCACCUCUCAGCCAUGUCGGUGGGCUCGUUAUGCACAGGUGUUAAGGGUAAAGGGGAUCAAGUAAUCUUGUAUGUGUUGGUGAGGUUACAGAAUUAAAGCCGACAGACGCCAGAGGGAGCAUCAGGCAAAAUCUAGGUCGUCAUGGCCAAGUGCUGACGUGAUUUCUGAAGUCCAGAGGGCUAAGCUUGCUGCUUACGUGGGAAAACUGCAAGAGGAUAGUCUGCUCUACGCAGUUUUUGCUUUAUUUUUUUGGAACGCCUUUCAAGCUGCUAGUUAAAAAUGUUAGCACAAGUUUGAAUACAGAAAUUGACAGUAGAAGGCCGGUAUUAUAACUGGGGGGAUCUGGGAUCUGGGUUUUCAGAUCGACAGCAGUUCUAGGUCUAGGCUGGAUGUCAAACACCCGGUAGUUUCCUGGCGUUUCAACUGAUAAAAAAGGGCAAGAGACAGUGCUGAGUCCCGAGGUGUCUUCCUCACUGCGUUAAGACAGGAGGCGCAAAAGGUAAAAAUAAAUAUUUAAGUGGGCUGAGGUUUGGUUGCAAAAAUCAAAAUCAGACUUCCACAAGUGGUAUAGCGGAGUAAUACGAUGCAAAAAUAAAAUUUAACUUUCCCUUAGCUGGCGCUUCAGAUCUCUACGUAUACAAGUCAACCAGUAAAAGUUAAAAUCAACAAAACAGGUGAAACUACACUUUACAUAUUUACUGGUUAGUGUGAAAUAGAACAUUUUGAUUGGUUAACAAGACUUUUGUUCUAAGGACCACUAAGGAAGCGAGACCGAACCUUAUUUACAUGGACUCCACCCUUCUAUGACGGCACUGUUGGAUAUUAACCAAUAAACACGCAGUACUGAGUUAGUCUUCAUUUGCAUACAGGCUCUAUAAGUAGCGCGUAACCGACCAGCUUGGAUGUAGUCAGCAUCAUUUUUGUGGGCGCGUGGGCUUUCUUCGUGCAGAAAUGCCGGAUCCAGCAAAAUCUGCUCCUGCUCCUAAAAAAGGGUCUAAAAAGGCUGUAACAAAAGUGCAGAAGAAGGAUGGCAAAAAGCGCAAGCGAAGCCGCAAGGAAAGUUACUCUGUGUAUGUAUACAAAGUGCUGAAACAGGUUCAUCCAGACACCGGCAUCUCGUCCAAGGCCAUGGGCAUCAUGAACUCCUUCGUCAACGACAUCUUCGAGCGCAUCGCGGGCGAAGCGUCCCGCCUGGCUCAUUACAACAAGCGCUCGACCAUCACGUCCCGGGAGAUCCAGACGGCCGUGCGCCUGCUGCUGCCCGGCGAGCUGGCCAAGCACGCCGUGUCCGAGGGCACCAAGGCGGUCACUAAGUACACCAGUUCCAAGUAAGGGUGCUCAAGGGACGAAAUAGAACAUCUACCUUACCCCAAAGGCUCUUUUCAGAGCCACAUAACUUAUCAGAGAAAGUGGCUGUAAGCACUUGGUUAGAAGGUUGGUCAGAUAGUGAUCUCGAGUGCAUGUGCAUUUUUUGGGAUUUGGAGUUGAGAGGGAGGUGAAGAUGGUCUUUGCUUUUAAAAUUGGGAUCUUCCUAUGAGGCUCGAGGUGCCACCUAGUGGCAGACAUCACCUUGCUAGUAACAAAUGAUUAGUCACCAGGGUGGUCCCUAUCUAGUCCUCAGUGGGAGCUUUAAGUAGAGAGCUGGCCGGGCUUUCCUCUUACCACUUCAUCCCUUUGUCCCUAAAUGUCUCAAGUCCUUUGUUGAGUAGUAAACAAGCUGGGAUUUAUUUUAUCCUAUCACACAGAGUCCUCAAUUAACUAGUCCCAGCUACUAAGGUUUUACUCAGUUUUCAAUACACACCUUUCAAACUUUCUCCUAUAUAGCCACAUGCUUUAGUAUGCAAGUUGGCCUACCUGUAAAUCUCAACAUAGCCAUCCUUCCCUAACUUCCUUCUAGCCCAGUGACCCUCAGCCAGAUAGACUUUGCCCCUCCACCCCAUGGAACAUUUGGUAAUAUCUGAAGACAUUUUUGUUGCCACUUAGGGGGAGGGGUGCUACUGGCAUCUAGCUGGGGAUACUUUAAACAUCUUGUAAUGCACAGGACAGCCCCCACAACCAAGAAUUAUCUGGUCCAUAAUGUUGACUCUUGUAAAAAGGUCGAGAGACCAGUGCUCAGAGUUCCCUUCCUUCAAGAUUUUUUUUUUUUUUUCCUUUGAGGAUUUAAUCCUCACUUAGGUUAAACUUUUCCCCAGCCCUAGGCAGCCACUGUUACUGCUCUUGGUGAAAGCUAAGCAGCACAUAGGUCCUGUGAUUGUUUACACGCCACAAGAAAAUUACCAGGGCCAUGGCUAUCAUGAAGCUUGUCUUGGUUCUGUAACAAAGUUUCCUGGUUAUAAGAACCACCUAUGUGCUUCCUAAACAUGCUUCUAGGUACCUCUCCUGAAGUUCCCUGGUCAUGUUGGAGGUGGGAGGCUGGGAAGUGGUUUUUAGUGUUCUCCAGAGUAUUUUUUAAAAAUAGAUUGGGGGGGGGCAUAAUGCAUAAAAGGGCAUAAUUAAACAUGUGGGAUGGAUUUCCGAGGCCCUCUCUGUUCAAAAUUUGCAUAACUCAAGACUAAUCCUGACCAAGGCUAGGUAUUUUACCAAAUAAGAUAUACCUUUGAGGCAAAAGGGAAAAUCUUAGUUUCCAAUUCACUUGACAGUCAAGUUUUGAAACUAAGCCGUUCUUGGUAACCUGAGUGGGAGGGGGGCAUUUACAUGACUUUGUGCUUAAAGCAAAUUUUAUUAAUUUAUAAUGUAGGAGUUCACAUUUACAUCCAAUUAAAAGUUGCAUAACAUGG